CGGGGCGGCCCCUUCAGCACCAGCGCGGCCGCGGACAGCGGCGGCCCCGGCUGAGGCGGCGCGGGCAGCGUCCCGUGCACCCGCACCGAGCGAGUCCUGCGUCCCCACGCUUUCCCGGGGAGCUUUGUGUUUCUGUCAGCGACAAGAUGACAAUUCAUAUUUCUACCAAAUGAUCCAGUGACUCAUCCUAUUAACUCUGCCGGAAUACACGCUCCCAGUCGUCCUGCCACGGUUUCCCAGAUGCUUUACUGCUUCUCCUUGUCUCAUCUGGGUUUGAAUUACGACUGGAAGUUCCUCCGUAUUUGACAUUCCUGCCUUUGGAGCUUAUGCCAGCUGCAGUUCUGAACCAACCAAUAUCACAAUGACUGAGGACUUGGACCACAGAUUCAGUUAUCUCACCUGGGAUCAGAUUAAAAUCCUGGAUCAGGUUUUGACUGAGGCUAUACCUAUUCAUGGGAGAGGAAAUUUUCCAACCCUGGAGGUAAAGCCGAAGGAUAUAAUCCACAUGGUAAAGGAGCAGCUCAUUGAGAAGCAGAUCCAUGUCAGGGACAUCCGCCUGAACGGUUCCACUGCCAGUCACAUCCUGGUGAAGCACAACGGCACCAGUUACAAGGACCUGGACAUCAUUUUUGGAGUGGAACUUCCCAGUGAGCUCGAGUUCCAGAUCGUUAAGGAAGCAGUUCUCAAUUGCCUAUUAGACUUCUUGCCAAAAUGUGUUAACAAGCAAAAAAUCACGGCUCAGACCAUGAAAGAUGCCUACGUGCAGAAGAUGGUCAAAGUCUCCACCGACCACGACCGCUGGAGCCUCAUCUCUCUGUCCAACAACAGUGGCAAGAACGUGGAGCUGAAGUUCGUCAGCUCGCUGCGGCGGCAGUUCGAGUUCAGCGUGGACUCCUUCCAGAUCAUCCUGGACUCCAUCCUGGGCGUCUACAGAGCCUCAGACCGGCCCCUGACACAGGACUGCCACCCCGCCGUCAUCGCCGAGAGCAUGUACGGGGACUUCAGCCAAGCCAUGGACCACCUGAAAUACAAACUGAUCUCCACCCGGAACCCGGAGGAGAUCAGGGGAGGCGGCCUCCUGAAGUACAGCAACCUCCUGGUCCGUGACUUUAAGCCGGCGGAUGAGGCUGAAAUUAAAUCUCUGGAACGUUACAUGUGCUCCAGGUUCUUCAUUGAUUUUCCCGACGUUGCCGAGCAGCAGAGGAAAAUCGAGUCCUACCUGCGCAACCACUUCAUCGGGGAGGAGAAGAGCAAGUACGACUACUUGAUGACCCUGCGUGGGGUGGUGAACAAGAGCACAGUCUGCCUCAUGGGGCACGAGCGAAGGCAAACCCUCAAUAUGAUCACAAUCCUGGCUUUGAAAGUGCUCGGAGAACAGAACAUCAUCCCGAACGCGGCCAACGUCACGUGCUACUAUCAGCCUGCUCCCUAUAUCAGUGACAGAAACUUCAGCAACUACUACAUUGCCCAUGGACAACCCCCUGUGUUCUACCAGCCGUACCCCUUCCACAUACAGCUACAGAGCGGGAUGGUGUAGGAACGCUCCAACCUCCAAGCACUCACCACUCCUCUCUUUCCAGUUCUCUCCUUAAUAAAGGCCUCAUUAAAGCGAGUUUUAUCAGCACUUUUGAGUUAAGGACAUAUUUUUGUGCAAGUUGCCAAAGUUGUUUGGUUGGUCAAUGUCUAACUCACCAUUAAGCAGGUGAAAUAAGUGAAGCGUCUGUCGUUCGUGAAGUGUUUAUACCUUGACGUGUGUUUGGGCUGUAUUUUUUUGCAAUGAAAAGAGAAGGAUAUAAAUUAUUCUAAUUUUAUAAAAAUGAAAUGCACUAAGUUCUGGGUUCUAAAAAAGAAAAAAAAUUAUUAUGAAAAAUGUAAAUGGUGUUAAUGAAAACCGAAGCCAAUGAAAUACCUCUCUGUAGAAAUGCCUGAUGUUAGAAGGGACAGUGCUCUGGGUACGUCAAAGUCAAUCAUCCCUUGGUUUUAUCCAUGCAGUUCCAGCAACAUUUAUUUGCAGCACCUUUGAAAACACACAUUGC
This is a messenger RNA of Passer montanus (Eurasian tree sparrow), 2036 nucleotides long. It is a transcript of the gene TENT5D, whose product is annotated as terminal nucleotidyltransferase 5D. The coding region runs from base 362 to 1537 and encodes 391 amino acids. NCBI's taxonomy places the organism in Eukaryota, Metazoa, Chordata, Aves, Passeriformes, Passeridae. The transcript has 4 exons. The record is from RefSeq and is a predicted model, not a curated record. Gene Ontology annotation, biological process: mRNA stabilization. Gene Ontology annotation, molecular function: poly(A) RNA polymerase activity; RNA binding.